Myzus persicae (green peach aphid) is the source of this 2235-nucleotide messenger RNA. RefSeq lists its product as uncharacterized. The transcript is spliced from 7 exons. Bases 366 to 1823 code for a protein of 485 amino acids. The record is from RefSeq and is a predicted model, not a curated record. Lineage: Eukaryota; Metazoa; Arthropoda; Insecta; Hemiptera; Aphididae.
CCCCAUAAGAUUGUUAUUAUUAUUUAAUGUUUAUGACUAUGAGAUAUAAUAAAAUAUUAAAAAUUGAAAUAUCUUUUUUUACAAUCAUAACGCUUUAAUGUUUUAUACAAUUCUACACAUUAUUCACUAUUGCACUUCGCUUACGUGCCGUCGAUGGUCAGUGAGUAUUGAGUUGUCUGAGACUCGGGUAGUUGUCAUUAGAAGUACUGGACAAAACGUAAUUUAAAAACGCCUGUGACUGUAGGUUAUGAUGAUCGCAAGUAUUGUUUGAGAGUAUUGUUGUCUCAUAAUGUCUAUUUCGCUGUCCUCCGUUGUUCAGGCCAAGCCAGACGUGCCAUAAGGCAUAGAUACGCUUGAUAAGAGACAUGAACAACGAUGAUGACGAGCUGCACCGACCUGGCACAAGCAGAGGGGUGCUAUCUGAUCAGAAAGAAUCAUCCAGAUUAAAUAACAACGUAGCACACAACUAUGACGAUCCCGAUACUGAAAGUUGUCUGGAUUGUGAUACCCCCGAACAACACGACCACAUGAUAGCUGCUAGUUUAGUACGUUGUGACCAGGAAGAUAGUGAUUCAGACAACGAUUCUUGUAUUUACACUUAUCGUGGUGAUAGGCAAGAGCCGGCAGUUGAAAACUUACCCAUGGAUGAUAGAAGUACAUCACCUUUGAUGGAUUACUUAGAAAUGGACUUUGAACCUGAACCAACGGUUAAUAAUGUAUCUGAAGACGAAGAGAUUACUGAACCAAUGGCUAAUAGUGCAAAUGGUACAGUCCUGUUAAUAAAAGACCUAAUAGCUGCUGUAAAUCCUACUCUACGAGAAAGCCAUCUUAAUGUUAGAAAUAGUGUAAUACGUGAACCUAUUAACAAUCCAAAUCUAGAUGUACCCAUUCUACAUUUCAAGACUCUUAAUACUAAUGUCCCUGUUUGUAAGGAAGAGCGUAAUGGAUGUAUGCGACGUAAUUCUGAUACAACGGAGGUAUGCCAAAAAAUGAAAAGAAUGCGUGUUGAUGAUUUAACUUGGAUUAAAGAAAUGGUAUGGUCAGAAAAAGAGGCAGCUCAGCUUCAAAUAAACCAAAUUGGUGUAUCAGCAUGUGGAGCAACUGCAGUUAUAAAUACUUUAUUGGCUCUAAGGACACAAUUCAAUUUAGACCGUAUAAUUCAAACUAUUGGCACUCGCUUACGUGAUGAAACUGCUCCGCUUGUUCCCUAUUUGGAGUCUCGAGCUGUGGCUGGUUGCAUGCCCCAAGAUUUGGUUAGAACAUUAGAAACCGUAACGGAUUCACAAGUCAGUGCCAGGUUCUUUGCUACUCAUCAGUAUUUGGAUGUACCUCUUGCCCCUUGGCUUGCCACUUGGAUAAAAAAAGGUGCUGUUCCCAUAUUGACAUUAAAUCUGCAACGUGUAGAUGUUUCACCUUCUCUUAUGCCAGAUAGUUGGCACCAUCAAAUGGUGUAUGGUGUAUCAUACAAUCCCUUAUGUCCAGAAUUUGCUCAAAUUUACUUAACAAAUCCAAUGAGCAUUUCAUGCAUGGAGUCAUUACUACCACAGUUAAUUUCACCAUCUUCAUUGAUGAUUAAAAGAGCUGAUAUAUUGUCCAGGUGGACCCCUCAAACAGAUCUCAUGUCCUUGGCCACACAUCCUAACCGACAUUGGCAUAGGUUCAAUGUCUUAGGACAAGUGGUAAAUCUUCUACGUGAAGAAAAAGAAAAUGUCAAAUUCACUGAUCAUAUUGAAAUACCAGCCAACUACAAGAGUGGUAUAACUUUAGCAAUGAAAACGUCAUCAAAUUAUAGCCAUGAAUUGAAAUCUGUGCCAGAAUUAUAGGUAGAUACCAAGAAAUAGGUAUUCGUUUAUUAUGUUUAAAUAAUUUUAUUUGUAUUAUAAUAUGUUUUAUUGUGUAACCUAUAUUUGGAUAUAACAUUUCAUGAAAAUGUAAUAUUAAACAAUAUUUUGUAAGCCAAUUAAUGUUACCAACAUAAAUAAAUAUUAUUAGUGUAAUAUUAUAUUUUAUGUUACAAAAAUGGUAUGGUGAACUAAGAUUGACAGAUUUUGAUUUCUGAAAAUGAAAUGUAAACAAUCAGAAUGUAAUCCUUUCAAGUAUAAAAAAAUAAACGUAUUAAUAUUUAUUAUGAACUGAAAUUUGAGUGUUAUAAAUAUAGCAUUUAAUUAAGUUGUGAUGUAUAUAUAUUUGUUGUAUGAUACUUUUUGAUAAAAUAUAUAUAUUUAGGUUAUGAAA